AAGAUGGUGGCGGGGCCGAGCCGCGGGCGCUGAGGCGGCGCCGGGACCGGGACCGGGUUUGGGACAGGGACCGGGAUCGGGAACGCCACCGGGAGGCGGGGCUGGAGCGGGAACAGGGCGGGCCAUGGCCGGCGCCGCCGCUGCCGCGCGUUGAGGCCCAGCCGCUCACCCGGGCCGGGAUGCCCCGGGGGGGGCCCGGGCCGCCGCCGGAGCCAUGGAGGAGGAGGGCAAGAAGGGCAAGAAGCCUGGCAUCGUGUCCCCGUUCAAGCGCGUGUUCCUGAAGGGGGAGAAGGGCCGGGACAAGAAGGCCCAGGAGAAGGUGACGGAGCGGCGCCCGCUGCACACCGUGCUGGUGGCCCCGCCCGACCGCGUGGAGCCCGACCUGCUGCUCCACGACUACAUCGAGAAGGAGGUCAAGUAUUUAGGGCAGCUCACUUCCAUCCCGGGGUACCUGAACCCCUCCAGCCGCACGGAGAUCCUGCACUUGAUCGACAAUGCCAAGAGAGCCCACCAGCUCCCGGGGCAGCUGACCCCGGAGCACGACGCCGUCAUCAGCCUCUCUGCCUACAACAUCAAGCUGGUGUGGAGGGACGGGGAGGACCUGAUCCUCAGGGUGCCCAUCCACGACAUCGCCUCCGUCUCCUACAUCCGGGAUGACUCCGCACACCUGGUUGUGCUCAAGACAGCUCAGGAUCCCGGGAUCUCGCCCAGCCAGAGCCUGUGUGCCGAGGGCUCCAAGGCGCUGACGUCGGGCUCGCUGUCAGAGAGCGCAGGGGGGCCGCUGGAGUCCUGCUGCCUGGUGGUCCUGGCCACAGAGAACAAGGUGGGUGCUGAGGAGCUGUGCUCCCUGCUCAGCCAAGUCUUCCAGAUCGUUUACACCGAGUCCACCAUCGACUUCCUGGACCGCGCCAUCUUCGACGGCGCCUCGACGCCCACGCGGCACCUGUCCCUGCACAGCGAUGACUCUUCCACCAAAGUGGAUGUGAAGGAGCCCUUCGAGGCGGAUGCCAGCACUUUUUCCUUUGCAGACACGCUGGAAGCAGGGGACACGUCCCCGUCCUCCUUCUCAGCCCGCCCGUCCCCACACGUCACCACGGCCAGCGAGAGCGAGCUCAGCACCACGGCCACCGAGCUGCUCCAGGACUACAUGAUGACGCUGCGCACCAAGCUGUCCUCUCAGGAGAUCCAGCAGUUUGCCAUGCUGCUGCACGAGUACCGCAACGGCGCCUCCAUCCACGAGUUCUGCAUCAACCUCAAGCAGCUCUACGGGGACAGCAGGAAAUUCCUGCUCCUGGGCCUGCGUCCCUUCAUCCCCGAGAAGGACAGCCAGCACUUCGAGAACUUCCUGGAGACCAUCGGCGUCAAGGACGGCCGCGGCAUCAUCACCGACAGCUUCGGCCGCUACCGCCGCUCGCUGGGCCCCGCCUCCGCCGCCAACGGCACCGCCGCCGGCAGCUCCGACGAGCAGUCCGUGCCCUCCGAGGAGGACGAGUGGGACAGGAUGAUCUCCCACAUCAGCAGUGACAUCGAGGCCCUGGGCUGCAGCCUGGACCGGGACUCGAACUGAGGGAGCCCGGGAGCUGCGGCCGCCGGGAGCGCGGGGCGGAGUCACCCCCGGGGGGACAGGGGCUGCCCCCCGUGGGGACACGGGAUGGGGACCCGGUUCCAGGGUGAUCCUGGGCUGUGGAGCUGCCCCUGGAGGGACCCCAGGACAGGGAGCUGCCCUCGGGGGGAUCCAGGACACAGAGCUGCCCUUGGAGUGGGACAUGGAACACAGAUCUGCCCCAGGGGGACUCUGGAGCUGCCCUCAGAGGGGACAUGGAACACGGAUCUGCCCCAGGGGGACUCUGGAGCUGCCCUCAGAGGGGACAUGGAACACGGAUCUGCCCCAGGGGGACUCUGGAGCUGCCCUUGGAGAGGCCCAAGAACACCAACCUGUGCCCUGAUGGAGAUCCUGGGGCAUGGAGCAGCCCUUGGAGGGAUCCCAGACCCCUCAUGUGGGAUCUGGGGGCUCCACUGGGUGUCUGCACUGGCCCAGCCCCCUGAACAGCUCCAGGGGCUCCAGCUGGGAAGUGGGGGGACAGAGCUGGAUUUGGGGGCAGGUCUCCUCCCAGAGGGACAGAUCAGCUCCUGAGCAUGCCCCUGUGCUCCUGAGGGAUGUGCUGAGUGCUGGGAUCUGUUCCCAAGGGGCUGGAUCUGCUCCCCCCCACCCAGUUUACAGUUUGCACAGCGGCUCCCCCAGAACUGCCCCCCCCAAUGAAGUUUUACCACAAUGUGAAUUUUUUCACCCUCUCA
Agelaius phoeniceus (red-winged blackbird) is the source of this 2295-nucleotide messenger RNA. It is a transcript of the gene CCM2, whose product is annotated as CCM2 scaffold protein. Gene Ontology annotation, biological process: heart development; vasculogenesis. The record is from RefSeq and is a predicted model, not a curated record. NCBI's taxonomy places the organism in Eukaryota, Metazoa, Chordata, Aves, Passeriformes, Icteridae.